Messenger RNA from Spodoptera litura, 1028 nucleotides. RefSeq names its product GATA zinc finger domain-containing protein 1. The record is from RefSeq and is a predicted model, not a curated record. Gene Ontology annotation, cellular component: nucleus. Lineage: Eukaryota; Metazoa; Arthropoda; Insecta; Lepidoptera; Noctuidae. Gene Ontology annotation, molecular function: sequence-specific DNA binding; zinc ion binding. Gene Ontology annotation, biological process: regulation of DNA-templated transcription; chromatin organization.
UGUGGCGUUGAGUUGAGCGUCGCGUUGUAAAUAUUUUGUUUGUGUAAUCUCAUCCGCGCCUAAUUUUCACUUCUAAUAAGUUAUGUCUAUAAACUAUAUUUAGUAACUGACUAUAUACAUAUUUAUCACGAUGCCGAAACCAACCUGUGUUCAAUGCAGCAGCAACGACUCCCUGCUGUGGCGCUCGGCCGAAAAUGGACAGAUUUGUAACGAGUGUCAUCUUUCUAACACAGCUAGCAAAGAAGGUAAGCCUGAAUCGAACAUCAUUCCGGACCCCGAUGAGAAGAAAGACGACAGAGAUGAUGCAGACAGCAAGAACGGGAAAAGUGAGGGAGAAAGUACACCUGCAAAAGCCACUGGAAAGGGAACUAGAAAAAGCACACGAUCAACGCGGUACAAAGCUAAGACACCCGCGCCGACGCCAUCAUCGAAAGGUCCCGCAGCGCGCGGCCGCGGGCGACGCAGUAUAUUCAAACGACAACCACUGAAAGCACCGACAGCCACUCCGACUGUGGUGACGAGCGACUCCAUUUUCUACAAAGGCAACUACAUGCAGGUGGGCGACAUCGUGUCCAUGACAGAUGUGGAGGGCGGCAUAUACUACGCCCAGAUCCGCGGCUUCAUGACUGACCAGUACUGUGAGAAGAGUGCUGUGGUCACCUGGCUACUGCCCACCAAGGCCAGCCCACCUCCUGAACAAUGCUUUGACCCUGCUACAUACAUCAUUGGCCCUGAGGAGGACCUGCCGCGCAAGCUAGAUGUGAUGGAGUUUGUGAUGCACGCUCCGUCCGACUACUACAAGGCCAACACCUGCCCAUACCCACUCAUAGACACCGAGGUCAACAACUACAGCGGGUACAUAUGGACUUCACUCGAGCCCAAGGAGAGGACACAGACUAAUACUAAUACUGUUACCAAUACUUCAUAGCAGUUAUCUAUUGUAUCACUUCUUAGUUAUUAAGCACCUAGUAAUUCUGUUAUAUCAUUUUGUUUAAUUCUGUAAAUGUCUAAACAUUAAACAAAUAUAU